ACUUUCUCGUUUUUUGACUUUGAAAAAAUCAUAACAAAAAAAAUCGGGUUGAUAUUUUUGAAUACUGACGGUUUGAGAAUUGCUUAAAAAUCAUGAUUUGAUAGUGAAAAUAAUAACUUGCAAUUUUGGCUAAAUAAUCGUGUGCACACUACAUAGACUAUAGUUUUAGGUGAAAAAUCAUAGUCGGAUUUUUUUUAAUUUCUUGUGGAAAAAGUUUUUCGGAAUCAAUUCCCAUGGGUUAGAAGAUGUGUAUAAGUUAAUAAGAUGGUCCAUAGAGAUAAGUUAAUGGGUGGUUGACUGCUUGUUGGUUAUGAGUUCAAAGGAGGUGAGUCUGUUUAGAUAAGAAGAUGUGAACAGUGAAGACUGAUAUAGCCGUUGGCAUUACGAAAAGGUCGAAUAAAAAUAAAUAAAUAAAAGGCCUCGUGACCGUUACCUGUUCUUAUAUUCAAAAAUUACAGUGAAGAAGAAACCUCACUACGUACUAAACCCAAAACAAUCCCAUUGAGAAAUGAGAGAAACCCAACAACAACAACAACAGCAACAGCAACAGCUUGAAAUGGCAGAAGAGCUAAUGCAGCAGCUCAGAUCCAAAGCCACAGAGCUCUUACUCAGAGAAGAAUGGAGCGAAUCCAUACAAGUCUAUUCUCAGUUCAUCAAUCUCUGCCAACACCACAUCAAUGAAACCACCCCAGACAACCUCCCAAAGCUCCACAAGUCCCUCUGCCUGGCCCUCUCGAACCGAGCCGAAGCGCGAUCCAGACUCCGAGACUAUGCACAAGCCUUGAAGGAUUGUGAUGAGGCACUGAAAAUUGAGAGCACCCAUUUCAAGACUCUCAUCUGCAAAGGUAAGAUUUUGCUGAAUUUGAACAGGUACUCCAUGGCAUUGACUUGCUUCAGAACUGCUCAGCUUGAUCCUCAGGCAAAUGGGAGCUCGGUUGGGCUUAAUGGGUACUUGCAGAAAUGCAAGAAGCUCGAACUGAUGUCGAAAACUGGAGCUUUCGAUAUGUCUGAGUGGGUGAUCAAUGGGUUUCGGGCUAAGCCUCCGGAGCCGGCUGAGUACAUUGGGGCGGUGGAGAUGAGGAAGUCGGGGAUUAGAGGGCGUGGUUUGUUUGCGACGAAGAAUAUGGAAGCUGGGAGUUUGGUGCUGAUUAAUAAAGCUGUUGCAACGGAGAGAGGUAUUUUGCCGGGUCAAGAUUUGGAUGAGAAUGCCCAAUUAGUUAUGUGGAAGACUUUUACUGAAACAGUGAUGGAUUCCGUGGCCAAAUGUUCGAGAACAUGUGGUUUGAUUAGUACUUUGUCGAGUGGUGAAGAUGAGGAUGGGCUUGAGGUGCCUGAGAUUAAUCUGUUUAAGCCUGACUCGGAGCACUUUGGGUACUCAAAUGAGAAGAAGCUUGAUGCGAGUAGGAUUUUAAGUAUUUUGGAUGUCAAUUCGAUUGUUGAGGAUUCGAUUUCGUCAAAGGUUUUGGGGAAGAACAGUGAUUACUAUGGUGUUGGGCUUUGGGUACUUGCUUCAUUUAUCAACCAUUCAUGUAUUCCCAAUGCAAGGCGUUUGCAUGUUGGGGACUAUGUGAUUGUUCAUGCUUCAAGAGAUGUCAAGGCUGGUGAGGAGCUAACAUUUGCAUAUUUCGAUGUGCUGAAUCCGUUGGAAAAGCGCAACGAAAUGUCAAAGACUUGGGGGUUUAGGUGCAACUGCAGGAGGUGUAAGUUUGAGGCUGAACUAUGUUCGAGGCAAGAAGGCGUUGGAGAGAUUGAGAUGGGUUUCGAAAGAGGGAUGGAUUCUGGUGCUGCGGUCUAUAGGCUCGAGGAAGGCAUGAGAAAAUGGAAGGUGAAGGAAAAGGAAAAAGGGUACUUGAGAGCUUCAUUUUGGGCUGCAUAUGGCUCAGAGAAGUUGAUGAGAAGUUGGGGAAGACGGAUCCCAAUGAUGGAGUCCGUGGUUGAUAGCAUUGUGGAAGCUGUGGGAAGUGAUGAGAGGGUGUUGAAGAUGGUGGUGGAGAAGAUAAAGAAAGGUAAUGGUGGCAGUUCAGUGGUGGAAAUAGAAAGAGCUUUGAAGUUGGGAAGAGGAGUUUAUGGAAAAGUAAUGAAGAAGCAAGCAAUGAAGAGUCUUCUUGGCCUUGGCAUUCUUGAACCCAGCUAUUGACUAAUAGCUAAUUUUCUAUUGUUUUUAAUCUCCUGUUUAAUCAUUUUUCUUGUUCACAUUUACAAUGUAUAGUUCGUGAUUAAUUUGCAGAAAUUUUGGCAGAGUUGGGUUUUUGCCUCCUUCUUGGCUGAAGAACUUUGAGCUUAUUUUUGUUUCAUCCUCCCCGUCAUGAGCUUUAAUGAGAUGUUUUAAGAUUUCCAAUAGUAAGAU
Messenger RNA from Rosa chinensis, 2347 nucleotides. RefSeq names its product methyltransferase FGSG_00040. The coding region runs from base 509 to 2137 and encodes 542 amino acids. The transcript has a single exon. Gene Ontology annotation, molecular function: protein binding. The record is from RefSeq and is a predicted model, not a curated record. NCBI's taxonomy places the organism in Eukaryota, Viridiplantae, Streptophyta, Magnoliopsida, Rosales, Rosaceae.